Messenger RNA from Acyrthosiphon pisum (pea aphid), 2086 nucleotides. RefSeq lists its product as uncharacterized. The record is from RefSeq and is a predicted model, not a curated record. Lineage: Eukaryota; Metazoa; Arthropoda; Insecta; Hemiptera; Aphididae. The transcript has 2 exons. The coding region runs from base 878 to 1255 and encodes 125 amino acids.
CAAUUUUAAAAAAUACUCGAAUUUCUUUAUUUUUUACCUCAAAAGUUCCAAUUAAAUCCAAUUUGCUAUCAGAAACCAAAGCAACUUUCUACUACUUUUCAGGAAUACAGACUAGGAUAUUGAAUACCGUUAAAAACCGAAAUCGAAAUACACGCCCUAAAGCAAAUACCUACAAAAUUAUUGUGAUUAAAGUAAUUUACUUUACUAUUAGGUAUUUAGGCAUAGUAUAAUAACCAUAGGAUAAAUUAAUUUUUGCCAAAAAAGUUACAUUUGAAAAUGUCACUGUGUGCAUACAAUAUAAUAUUUUUUAAGUUACAACAAAAUAAAUAAAAUCGUUAUUUAUGGUUUUAAGCGGGCUUUAGUCGGUCUUGUUUUAAGGAAACUAGUAUAGGCAAUUUAACAUGGUGCUAUUAAAUUUACUAAUAAGUGUGUACGAAAUAAACGAGAAAUUUUUAUAUUUAUAUUAUUCAUUAUGACAAUAAAAAUAAUUGGAUUAUUUAAAAUCGUCUCAUCUGGUCAAAUCUAGUAAACUUGUUAAUCAAUCAUAAUCCGUUUUCAAAAUUAAAAUCUGUCAAGCCAAAUUUCUCCAGUUUUGUCUGCCUUGGUCUAAAAGUCACUUUUUUUUUCAUCGACUGGAAUCCACUUAAUAUGUAAUUUCAUCAAAAUUUAAACUUAUAAUGUUUAUUUAUUAUUUAGAUUUUAUGGUUAAAGUAGGAACUAUAUAUUUUGAGAACCGUUGUUUUAAAUUUUCAAUCCUUGGCUAUAAAAAUAGAAAAUUUUAUAAUUUAUAACUACAACAUUCAGUCCGGCUAUUACGCUCAACGUGCACGCACGUAGUUGCCUAUGAGCUCCGUUAUCGCGCUCGCAGUUCGAUAAUAUGGUAGACCAAGUCCACGACACCGGUGGUGACUCGCUCCAGACAUCAAUGUCUAACAAACGCUAUCUUUCAAAUUCGUCAAUUUCGCCAAAAGUUGCUGAUAAAAAGUCAAAAAAAUUCGUUACACCUAAUCGGUAUGCCGCCUUGUGCUCUGAUGAUUCUAGUGACAACAUAUUUAAUACAUCCACCAACAGUGCGACAGUUCGCAACGAAAAAUCAGGUCCUGCAAAACAAAAUAUCGAGCAGCCUACGCUCGAUAUGCAAGACGUCACUCCACCGGCUCCUCCGUUUUUCAUCUCCAACAUCUCAAAUUUCUGCGCCUUCACAAAUGAGCUAACAAGGUUGACCGGUCCAAACGCAUUUACCUUUUUCAAAUAACAACAGUACCUAUAAGAAAAUAAGGCCGGUGCAAGACUUGCAACUGGAGCGUUUUUGUCCAGUCCAAUAAUUGAUAUAGCCUACUCAACAUAACCAACGUAAUGCCUCUUCACAUAAAACGACAAGAAAUUGCAAUAAUCUUCGGUACCAAACUGGAGAGAGACAAAAUGCUAUCUUCUUUAAAUUCGUAGACUCUACUUCUCUAAUAGCAAUCGUCGAUGACAAUAUCAACAUAAAAAAAUAUCAUAACAUCUCAACUUCCUUUUUUCCCUGCUUGGAGAACACUCCUAAUUUAAGAGUCCUAAAUAUGAUUGAUAACAGUCUUGCAGAUCUGGUAGUUUGAACUAUCCAAAAACUCAACUAGCUCUGCACAUGCAGUGUUGGAAAGGAACGCGUUCAUUUUCGAGGAACGAAGCUUGGAACGCGUUCUUUUUAAAAUAUUAGAAUGAAGAACGGGAAAGAGUUCCUAUUUUUAAAAAAAUUGAAUGAAAAUUUCCGUGCCUCAAAUUAAGAAAAAAAAACAUGAAAGUAUAAAACGCAUGUUAUUUUUAAUAAUGAUAUUUCCUAGAAUAUACUAUAGAAUAUGGGUUCAUUUAACUACGUAUCAGAAAAGGUAAUGAAUAUAAAAAUAAUAAUUAUUAUUAGCCGAUUAUUUCUGGUUUAAAAAUUAUUCUCAGAAAACACCAUUGACGACCGCUCAGAUUGUAAAAAAAAUCUAAAAGAACUGGAACGAGUUCCCCCAAAGAUUCAACUUCCUUCUAAAAGAUGUUGUUUGAAGCAUUUUUCCUUUCCAAAAACGUGAUGACAGACACAAAAAUAAAAAAAUAAAAA